AUGUCUUUCAUCAGGUCCACAGCGCUUCGCGCAUCCUCAUUCGCACGAGCUACUCGCCCGACGAGGUACAUCCGCACUGCCGAGCUCCAACCAUGGCAGCGAGCCGUCCAGCGCAGAGCGUAUGCCAGCGCCCACGGUGCCCACGGCGAAGCUAAGAGUAGCGACGUCCCAUGGGCUGCCGGAGCUGCUGCCGGAACCGCCGUCGGCCUCUACUUGGUCAUCACCCAGGACUUCGGCCAUGGAGAAUCGCACGAUGAUCACCACGCCAAGGAACACGACGAGGAGGAAGCGCCUGCAGAAGACUCGAACGAAGAAGAACCCAAGGAGGAGUCCAAGGACGAGGCUAAGACCGAAUCUAAAGAUGAGAAGAAGGACGAGCCCAAGGACAACAAGAAAGAUGAGUCCAAGGAUGAGAAGAAGUCCCAGCCCAAGAAGGACGAUGGUAAAGAGGGAAAGGCUGCUGAGCAGAAGAAGGACGAGUCUAAAGCGGCUUCUCCAGACAAGUCUGACAAGCCCGACCCCACCAAGGAGUCCAAGAGCCAGAACGAGAUGUCGGGCAAGCAAGAGGGCCUGUCAAACGCCGACACACACCACAGCACGGAUGUCUCCAACCAAGAUGACAAGAGCAAGAAGGGCGAAGGUGUUGCCGAAACCGCAAAACUCAAAGGCACCGUGUCAACCGAUCGUCCUGCCGCCGAGAACAAGGAGGAGCGAGGCAAGGCUCAGUCAAGCAAGGACGCGUAA
Cucurbitaria berberidis CBS 394.84 is the source of this 744-nucleotide messenger RNA. RefSeq lists its product as uncharacterized. Lineage: Eukaryota; Fungi; Ascomycota; Dothideomycetes; Pleosporales; Cucurbitariaceae. The coding region runs from base 1 to 744 and encodes 247 amino acids. The record is from RefSeq and is a predicted model, not a curated record. The transcript has 3 exons.